Colletotrichum godetiae is the source of this 2418-nucleotide messenger RNA. Its product is annotated as fungal-specific transcription factor domain-containing protein. Gene Ontology annotation, biological process: DNA-templated transcription; regulation of DNA-templated transcription. Bases 295 to 2205 code for a protein of 636 amino acids. NCBI's taxonomy places the organism in Eukaryota, Fungi, Ascomycota, Sordariomycetes, Glomerellales, Glomerellaceae. The transcript is spliced from 5 exons. The record is from RefSeq and is a predicted model, not a curated record. Gene Ontology annotation, molecular function: DNA-binding transcription factor activity, RNA polymerase II-specific; zinc ion binding; DNA binding.
GUUCUAGCCAGCUUAUGCUCAUUCCCGCUUUCACUUUAUUGUUGCGGCACACCUGUAUGGCAUAGAGCUAAUGGUUGCUCCCUGCAGCUGAUAACUGAGUCGCGCUGCUGUUUACUUGAUGGCGUGAACAUGCCCUCUGCACUCCGCUCUCUCUCUUCAAUCCAAGGUAAAUCAAAGAGACUUUUUCAUGCUGAUAAUUUUCCUCGGGACCGUCCAACAACGAGUUGAGCUACCCAGGAAGAUCGACCACACCAAGUCUACAUCUCGUUCGCGAUUUGCUUAGAACUCGAACACAUGGCUGAACUCAAGAUCACUAGAGGGCACUCAUGUGGUCCAUGCCAACACCGCAAAAUAAGGUGCAACGGUCAGUCACCUUGUGCGUACUGCAUCAAGACGGGAAAAGACUGCGUCCGACUUCCACGCUCUAUUCGAACUACAAAUAACCAUACCGGUCGCACCGCUCAGGAACGGUUCCCGUCACAGAAUAGUUCAUCUACCGCCAAAGGCCAGGUCGUUGUCAGUGGUGACCAGCGCCGCUAUGUAGAAGACAAUAAGUUAUGGUCAAGUCUGGGAAACGAAAUGGCCAAGAAAGACCCAAAUCCUACCCCAAGCAGCAUACCAAUGCCAUCCAGAGUCGAGCUGCCAUCGACAAAUAUCAACCUGAUAUUUGGGCACAAAUUGGACUCUCCAUUUAUGCUGUAUCCCUCGGCUAUUCAGUCAUUUCGGCUUUGGCAGGUGUUUACCACCAACGUCCAUCCCUUAACUAAGAUACUCCACGCGCCGACAGUGCAGCAAGAGCUUAUCCAGGGGCUUUCUGAGCCGGACUCCAUACAUGGUCCGACCGAAGCCCUUAUUUUCUCGAUAUAUCUUGUUACAGUAGUCUCUUUAACCGACGAGGAAUGCCGGAGCCAGCUUGGUGAACCCCGAGAGAAGCAUUUAGCGAGGUAUUGCUAUGCAACCGAGGCAGCCUUGAGCAGAGUCGAUUUUCUGAGAUCGACAAACCUCAAAGUGCUUCAGGCGUUCACUUUUUACCUGCUGUCUUUGCGCCACCUAUGCGAUCACGACAUCUUGUGGCUCCUAACCGGGCUAGCAACUCGCAUGGGCCAAAGAAUGGGCCUUCAUCGAGAAAGCUCGCUGAAAGACCUGCCGCCAUUCGAAGCUGAGCUGAGACGGCGAGUUUGGUGGCAAAUAGUCAUUCUUGACGGGCGUACAGCGCAGCUCACAGGAGCCUCGAUGAACCCCGGCAUUCAGCUAUACGGAGACACGAAGCAACCUCUAGGUGUCAACGACGACUACCUCGUCCCCUCGAUGAGUGUGUUGCCCCGUCCAUCUCCUGUCACCACCGAGAUGGUGUUUUGCUCAGUUCGCAUUGAGAUUGGAGUAUGGAUGAUUGAGCAGAAAUGUCUUCUUGACUUUGCGACAUCGCCUGAACGGAGGAUCAAGUUUCUCAAAUCCAUUGACGAGCUUGAGAGUCAUAUCGAGGAAAAGUAUCUUCGGGCCAUCAAUAAAGAUAUUCCGUUGAACCUGUUGACGACGUACCUUGCUCGAUCUGCCGUCUGUCAACUCAGACUAUCUGUCUACCACCCCAAUCACCAGCCAGAGAGGACAUCUGAACUCGAUGGAGAGCAGAUGGAUAUGCUGCUAGAGAACAGCCUCGAGGUCAUUCGCUACGACAUCCUGUCACAUUCUACUGGCUCUCUUCAGCGCUUCCUGUGGCAUAUUGCCAACUUCUUCCCUUUCGAGACUUUUGUCCUUCUCAUCAGCGCCUUAUCGAGCCGUGCCGGUGGCCAAAUCGUCGACGUGGCCUGGCAUGUCAUCAACCAAGUCUACGAGCACCAUCCUUGCUUCAUCACGGAUUCGAACGACUCAUUGUACCGGGCACUCGGAAAUCUGACGUUGCGAGCCUGGCAGCAGAGGAUUGCAGCCUCUAGAAACGUCGGAAUGGAGUUACCAUUGGAGCCACCUUGCAUAGGCCAGCUUGCGCGCCAGCGGACGAAAAUAUCACGUAACGCACAAUCAAAGCCUCAAGUGCCGACGCCAGCAUCGCAUGGUCAAGACGUUGCGAUGCCAGGGUUCGAAGAGGAAAUGACAGAGAUGACCAAAGGGAUAGACAUGGAUUGGAACUUCUGGCAGGAGCUACUGGAUGGGAACUCUCGGGAAAGCCAGGAAUGCUUCCCUUUCUCUUCUUUCAUGAAUAAAGCUUGAACAUCAGUAUUCUCCUAUUUCGGACAUAGAAUCAUACCCAGCCCUUCGCACGGAUUGAUCUCAAUGACCGCAUAGUCAUGCAGGAGACUUUAUCGAUCAUAUGAGAUAUGCGUCGUUGCCCCAUGGCCCCGGACCCCGCACCGAUAAUCGCCCGCAUAGACUUGCCAUUUCGCACCGGGUGGAGGAGACUCCUACCGAAGGACACACACUCUG